This is a messenger RNA of Hibiscus syriacus, 2013 nucleotides long. RefSeq names its product centromere-associated protein E-like. The record is from RefSeq and is a predicted model, not a curated record. The transcript has 2 exons. NCBI's taxonomy places the organism in Eukaryota, Viridiplantae, Streptophyta, Magnoliopsida, Malvales, Malvaceae. Bases 92 to 1993 code for a protein of 633 amino acids.
UUAUUUUCCGUCAAACGUUUGUCAAGGCUAAGGAAAUCUCCCCACAUUAUCGCGGAAAUCAAUCCCAAGUCUUUCCAAUCCAAUCAAGAAAAUGAGUUUGCUAAGCAUCUGGCAGUACGAGGAAGAUUCGAACAAGGAAUCCAUCGAAUCGUUGAAAAAGGAGCUCGAAGAAUCCAAAGAAUCCGAGAGGAAACUGCAGGAUUUGUUGUUGGUUCAGACCAAAGAGUUGGAGAAAACCAAGGUUUCGCUCGAGGAAUCGAGGAUAGAAAUCAAGUCCUUGCUGGAGAAACACGAGAGCUCGUCCGAGAUCGCCUCCCAGGGCUCCACCAGCGAUGAUCACUCUCCGGUCGAAUCCCUCGAACACGAGCUUCGAGUCACGAAAUCAAACUUGGCUAAAACGCAGGAGAAGGCCAAGAGUCUGGCCGAAGAGGUGAUGAUGUGGAAGAACGAGCUGCGACGCACAAUCGAAGCCGAGGAUAACAACAAGAAAGCCAUGGACGGUUUGGCUUCGGCAUUGCAGGAAGUGAUAAUCGAAUCGAAUCAAACCAAGGACAAGCUCUCUUCAACAGAGGAAGAGCUGAAGAAGACCAAAAAGGAAGUGGAGGAAUUGAAGGUGAUGCUGAAGAAAGUCAAGGAUCAAUGCGUGGACGAACGAAGAGAAGCCGAUCGACAAAAGAACAUCGCCGAGAGAUUAAGGGCAGAAGCCGAAGAAUCGAUCAUCGCAUGGAGUGAACAACAGAAAGGGUUCGUCGAAUGCAUUAAAAAGGGUGAAUUCGAAAAGAAUGCUGCACGAGAAGAGUGCAAAACAUUGAAGGAUUCACUCAAAGAAGCAGAGGAAGCCAACAAUAAAUCCAGGGAUGAGAUUCAUAAACUAAGGGACAUAAUGAGACAGGCUUUAACUGAAGCAAAUGUAGCCAAAGAAGCGGCUAUUGCUGCUAAGGAAGAAAUUUCCAAACUCAAAGACGCACUUGCUCAAAAGGAAGAAGCUUUGAAAUUGCUUAACCAAGAAAACGAAAGGCGUGCGAGAAGCAAAGCAAGCGCGCGGUCGAAAUCACCGGCGAGAAGGACCGCGUUGAUGACGAUGAAGCAAUACUCCGAAAUGGACGAUUCCGAGCAGUGUAAGGAACAUAUCGAUCAUGAUAAAGGAAGCGAACAACCUACACUAAGACCAAGAAGAUCGCCAUCACCGUUACCGGUGCUGAGGAGGACUGCAUUGUUAACAGUGAGGCAGUGCUCGGAAAUGGAUAAUUCCGAGCACGGUAAGGAACAUAAUGAUCAUGAUCACGAAGGCGAACAUCCAACACUACCAAAAAGACCACCAUCACCGUCGGUUGCGAGGAGGACCGCAUUGUUAACGAUUAAGCAGUACCCUGAAAUGGAGAAUUUCGAGCAGGGUAAGGAACAUAACGAUCAUGAUAAAGAGGUCGAGCAGCCCACACUAGGACCAAAAAGACCACCAUCACCGAUACGGACGAUGAGAAAGGCCAUGUUGAUGACGAUGAAGCAUUACAAGGAACAUAAUGACCAUGACAAAGAAAACGAACAAUCUGCACCAAGGCCAUCGAGAUCAACAUUAGUGUUACCAACGGCAACGCCGAAGGUGAGAAUGAGCGUGUCGAUGACGAAUUUGAAGUUGUGCUCGGAAUUGGAGGAUUCCGAACAUGGUAAGAAACAAAAACCAACGGAUUCAACACAGGAACAUAGUGAUCAUGAUAAAGAAAUCGAUCAAUCCACACCAAGACUAUCAAGAUCAAUACCAGCAUUACCAGCAACAAUGACGGCGGUGAGAAUGAGCACGUCGAUGACGAAUUUGAAGUUGUGCUCGGAAAUGGAGGAUUCUGAGCAAGGUAAGAAACAGAAACCAAUGGAUUCAACACGUCAUGACAAGGAACGUAAAGACCAUGAUAAAAGAAAGCAAACAAUGUGCACCCGGAUCACCACCGUUACCAGCAACAAAGACAACAAUGAAAUGUUCAGAAAUGGAGGAUUCUGACCAAGGUGAGGAAAAGGAAC